CAAUCAACAUUUCUAAUAAUUAAAAUUCAAUUCAAAAUUCUAAUCAAUUUCAAAUCAAUCAUAGAGCAUUCGAGAAAUACUUUAUGAUGUUACAGAAGCUUUGAUUUGUAGUAUAAUUUAAUCAACAGUACUUCACAACUCAAAAUGAAAUUUGCUUUCUUAUUCAUAAUUCAUAUCAUUGAUUGAAGUUGAACAUUUCUUUUACAAGUUACAAACCGGUUCAUGAAGAAUAGAGAAACUUGAAAAAACCGGUUCAAUUUUCUCCAAACCACUAUAACAACCAUCGAUCUAUUUUUCAUACAUAAAAAUCUACGGCCAAAAAUGCUCCUCAAUGUUCAGAGAAUUGUAGAAGAAAAAUUCAUUACUCUACUACGUUCAUGUAAAACCUGCGAACGCCUCCACCAGAUUCAAGCCCAAAUAGUAACCAAUGGACUCGAACACAACGAUUUCGUUGCACCGAGUUCCAUCGCAGCGUGUUCACGACUCAAACGAAUGCACCAUGCACGAAAACUGUUCGAUAAAAUUCCUCAACCAAAUACUGCUACAUGGAACGCUAUGUUUAGAGGGUACUCCCAAAACGAACAUUACCGUGACGCUGUGCUUUUGUUCCGUGAACUAAACCGUGCAGCGGCGUUGCCGAAUUGUUUUACUUUUCCGAUGAUUAUUAAGUCGUGUGUGAAAUUGAAAGAUGUUAUUGAAGGUGAAGAGGUUCAUUGUUGUGCUGUUAAACGUGGGUUUAAGUCGAAUUCAUUUGUGGCGACUUCGUUGAUUGAUAUGUAUUCGAUUAAGGGUUUGAUUGAAGAUGCUUAUAAAGUGUUUGGUGAAAUGCGUGAGAGAAAUGUUGUUGUUUGGACUGCUAUUAUAAAUGGUUAUAUUGCUUGUGGUGAUGUGGCUUCUGGUAGAAGGCUUUUUGAUCUAGCGCCUGAGCGUGAUGUUGUGAUGUGGAGCAUUGUAAUUUCGGGUUAUAUUGAGUUGAAGAAUAUGGUUGUCGCGAGAGAGCUUUUUGAUAAGAUGCCGAAUCGUGACACGAUGUCGUGGAAUGCUAUGUUAAAUGGUUAUGCUGCUAAUGGGGAUGUUGAAUUGUUUGAGAAGCUGUUUGGUGAAAUGCCGGAGAGAAAUGUUUAUUCUUGGAAUGGACUAAUUGGUGGUUAUGUUAAGAACGGUCUUUUUUCUGAUGCAUUGGAGUCGUUUAAACGCAUGUUGGUUGAGGGUCAUGUGGUUCCUAACGAUUUCACGCUUGUCGCGGUGUUGUCUGCGUGUUCCAGACUGGGAGCACUUGAUAUGGGUAAGUGGGUGCAUGUGUAUGCAGAGAGUAUUGGGUAUAAAGGAAACAUGUUUGUUGGGAAUGCUUUGAUUGAUAUGUAUGCGAAAUGUGGUGUUAUUGAAAACGCGGUUGUCGUGUUUAAUGGUUUGGAUAGAAAGGAUAUAAUUAGUUGGAACACUAUUAUUAAUGGAUUAGCUAUCCAUGGACAUGCGCCUGAUGCAUUAAGUAUGUUUGAUAGGAUGAAGAGUGAAGGAGAAGAACCGGACGGGAUUACUUUUGUUGGGAUAUUGUCUGCUUGUACUCAUAUGGGUUUGGUUAAAGAUGGGUUUUUGUAUUUCAAAUCAAUGGUUGAUCAUUAUUCGAUUGUCCCUCAAAUUGAGCAUUAUGGGUGUAUGGUUGAUUUGCUUGGAAGAGCUGGUCUUUUAGAUAAAGCUUUGAGUUUUAUAAGAAAUAUGCCGAUGGAACCUGAUGCGGUUAUUUGGGCUGCUUUACUUGGAGCAUGUAGGAUAUACAAAAAUGUUGAGAUAGCUGAACUGGCCCUACAGAAGCUUAUUGAACUUGAACCAAAAAACCCCGCAAAUUUUGUGAUGCUUUCGAACAUAUAUAAGGAUCUGGGAAGGUGGGAAGAUGUUGCCCGAUUGAAGAUUGCAAUGAGAGACACAGGGUUUAGGAAAUUGCCAGGAUGUAGUGUUAUUGAGUGUAAUGAUAGUGUGGUGGAAUUCUAUUCUUUGGAUGAAAGACAUUCAGAGACAGAAAGUAUAUAUAGGAUAUUGAAAGGAUUGACAAUGUUGUUGAGAUCACAUGGAUAUGUUCCAAAUCUCACGGAUGUUACUUGAGGAAUCUGAAUGAUAGGAGAGCUAUUAUGAGUGAGUGUAAUCAAUUUUAGUGUAAAUCAGAUAACCUCCAUGUGCAACUACUAUAUGGACUAAUCUCUUGAGUCGGAUUGGACUACAGUGGGUGGCUUUAAUGAUGCUUCAUUCUCAGGAUUGAAUUCGAACUCAAAACCUAUCUGAUUAAGCUGGAAGAGAUCCGAAUCAUUUCAUCAAAGUGCCUUUGGGUUGAAGAAUCAAUUUUUUAUGAAGCGGCUCACCAUCCAAAACCAAAAGGUGGCAUGUGAUUCAUUAAGGUGAACUAAUAUCCAUAGUAGUCCACUUCCUCGUAGGGAACUACCUAUUGUCCUUCUUUCUUGUGGUGGAACCUGGGAUUCACCCUCCCAGAAGUGAUUAUCGCCAAAAGAAACAAAAAAAAAGACAUCUUGAAUUUCCCACAAGAGUAAAACUAUAAUAGUAUCCGACUCAUAUGGCGGCGGGGGCUGCGUUCCCCUCUCUUUCUGCUGGAUGGGGAGUGCAUCGGUCGGCUAUGUCCCUGGACCUCCUGGCUUCCCUGUCAUGUUUGAACAAAUGUCAAUAUGAAGAAAUGGAGGAAGAAGAUGAAGAAAUGAGAGGGAAUGGAGGAAGAAGAUGAAGAAAUUGAAACAAAAAUUUGUUGGUGAUGGUGCCCUCUUAGAUCUGGUGGACAUGGUUGUUUUUCUUUCAAAAAGAUCCAAUGGUUAAGAUUAAAAAAUAUAUUGUGGUAUAUGGUGGUCCACCUUCAAUGUUGGUCCACCUAUAACUGGUCAUGGCUAAAAACAUGACGCGGAAGAUAAAUUCCAACAUUUGGAAUGGUUUGUCCUUGUGACUUAUUUAUUGUAAUUGCAAAACUUAGUCUCACAAGAAGCUGUUUUGUACUAACUACAAAGGGAAGACCUGAAUUCGCUAAUGUUUUUAUUUUAAUUCUUGGCAAAAAAAGCUCUUUUUUCAGCGUUGUUUCCUAUUAUGCUCUCGACAUCCACGACAUAAUAAUCGUGUUCCGUUACAUAGGCCAUAUCUAGGGUCAAGAUUCCGCAACAACAUCAGUGGUGCAUUCAACUUUUGGACGUAUCACUUUUAGGUGUAAGUAUGGCUCUUUGUGUCAUAUACGAUGCAUCCCAACCAUGCAAUUCUAAUUGGGGGAAGAUAUGGUCGAUAAGAAUUUGUAUAGAACGUUCUCCUUCCCAUGGUAUUGCAAUCUGGGGAGGUAUCUUCACCAUAUCAUCAGGUAUGGUAGGUUCAACUUCAUCACCAAUACGCAUAAGAAAUGCUGCAAACUCAUGAUCGAUGCCUUCUGACGCAAAUGUAGAUUGAAAAUCAUUGACCAUAUUCUUGUUCAAAAAAAAAAAUCAUUGACCAUAUUAGUCCAUUUGGGUUGUUCAAUUUAUCCUUGACAUUGUCUCAAAGGGACGAGUGUGAUCAAGAAAUAUCAAUUUGAGAUAUCAUUUUAAAAUUUCCUUAACUUGAAUAACCAAAAU
This is a messenger RNA of Trifolium pratense (red clover), 3590 nucleotides long. Its product is annotated as pentatricopeptide repeat-containing protein At1g08070, chloroplastic. Gene Ontology annotation, molecular function: protein binding; RNA binding. Gene Ontology annotation, biological process: RNA modification. The record is from RefSeq and is a predicted model, not a curated record. NCBI's taxonomy places the organism in Eukaryota, Viridiplantae, Streptophyta, Magnoliopsida, Fabales, Fabaceae. The coding region runs from base 322 to 2100 and encodes 592 amino acids. The transcript is spliced from 3 exons.